AUGUUCGAGGAUAUUUUUGUGCAGUUUGGCCCUGGCUACAGCAGCGUUGAGCUUAACAAUGCUCCCCUCAUUAUCAGCAGUCAUGAGCCGUUAGGAAUAAAAUCUGCCGUGCACAAUCUGGCACUCGACUUUGGACGUGUUCUGACAAAACGCCUAAAGCAGACGGUCGUGGAAGCAGAUACCGAUUUGCCAAAAUUAGAAGUCGACACAGCUAUCAUCAUCGGCUGCCUCGAGUCCAGUCAUCUGGUCCAAGAUAUGGUUAGCAAGGGCAAGCUUGAUGUCGAAAGCAUAUCCGGGAGAUGGGAGUCAUUCUGUACCAGCGUCGUUGCCAAGCCUUUUGAGGGCAUCGCAAAAGCCCUUGUCAUUGUUGGAAGCGACAAGCGUGGAACGAUCUAUGGAGCCUACACCCUAUCUGAGCAGAUUGGCGUAUCACCUUGGUAUUGGUGGGCAGACGUGCCGCCUAAGCAGCACUCGGCGAUAUAUGCAAUUGACAAAUCUACGUGCCAUGGAGAGCCAAGCAUCAAAUACAGAGGCAUAUUCUUGAACGACGAGGCUCCUGUUCUCACGGGUUGGGUGUUGGAGAAGUUUGGAAAGUACAAUUCUCAGUUCUACGAGAAAGUAUUUGAGCUUAUCCUCAGACUGAAGGCCAACUUCCUCUGGCCCGCAAUGUGGCCCGGCUACCCCAAUCCAGGUGCAUCAUUCUUCACCGACGAUUCGAGAAACCAGGCAUUGGCGGACGAGCUUGGCAUAGUCAUUUCGACAUCUCACCAUGAACCAAUGCAACGACUAUCCAACGAAUGGUUCGCCGAGAACCCAGAUGGUAGCUGGAAUUGGCUGACAAACAAAGAUCGUAUCACUGACUUCUUCCGAGAAGGAGUUCAAAGAGCAGCGGGAAAAGAGUCCUACUUCACUCUAGGCAUGCGAGGUGAACUAUGUACGAAAGUGAAACGACAGCAUUCGAACCCAAUUGCCGGGAAUAUGGGAGUUGCUGUAGAAGGGCAUGAGGGUGUGAGACCUGGUCGGUGUAAUGAGGAGUCUGACCGCACUCAUCCGAGCAGAAGAGAUCUUGUUCCUGGUGUCACAUUUCAGGCGCUGAGUCGAUACUCUACCAAGAACAGGUGGUUCGAGAUCUAUACGCGUGGACCGCGAACUAUACAUUGGUAUGUGACGACACCAAAGGAGUGGCUGAAGUUUUCGAACGGCGACGGUAUGCUUGGACCUGACGAUGAUGAUGUGAGAAUCGAGAUCAACGUUGAUUGGGAUCUGGUACCUGACACGUUCGAAGAGGAGAUCUUGAUCGAUGUCAAGUCGAAGGAAGGAGACUUUGAGCAGCUUCACCUACCCAUCACCGCCCGAAAAGUGCCUAAAACCAUCACACCAGGCUUUAUUGAGGCGGAUGGUUACGUCUCGAUACCAGCUACCGCGUCGCAAAUACAUCCGCCAUAUCGCGUUCUGCUCGACACUGGAAGACUCCCGACUGGUUCCAUCAGUCUCGAUACUUCAACACACAUUCAAGGCGAUGACCUACCCUUCCUGACUUACACCUUCUACAACUUCACUGUCGUGAAGGAAGCGACCUUGAUCAUUUACUUCGGCACGACUUUGAUCCUCUCGCCUGACGAGACUCUGCAGUAUGAUUUACAAGUCGAUGAUGGACCAGUCGCGACCCACGAUCUGUACUCCGUUAGUGCUGAAGCGAUACAAAAGUCCAAAGAUGAAGGCUGGCCGGCUGCUGAUGGAUGGUUUGAAGCUGCAGGAGAUAAUGUUUGGGUCAACCGACAUAUCAUCUCGGGAGAAGUCCUUACGCCAGGCCGGCACGAUUUGAGGUUCAGAUUACGCCAUAGCAAUAUGCUGCUUGAGAAAUUGGUUUUGGAUCUGGGCGGAGUAGGCGAAAGCUAUCUUGGGCCGCUGGCCAGUCUUUUUCUAGCACAACAGUGA
This is a messenger RNA of Pseudocercospora fijiensis CIRAD86, 1938 nucleotides long. RefSeq names its product glycoside hydrolase family 115 protein. NCBI's taxonomy places the organism in Eukaryota, Fungi, Ascomycota, Dothideomycetes, Mycosphaerellales, Mycosphaerellaceae. The transcript is spliced from 5 exons. The record is from RefSeq and is a predicted model, not a curated record. The coding region runs from base 1 to 1938 and encodes 645 amino acids.